AUGGCAGUAUCGGUCAUUGUUCUUCAUACAAUCGUAAGAGCCGGCUUAAUGACGACUGAUAAAAGCGCAAAACAUAUGUGUACGGCAAUGCUAGCUGUAACUGCAGCAGCUGUUAUCGCAACCUUCGCUUAUUGCUAUUAUAAGGGAGGCAAGUGGCCAUUCGAGAAAGUCUCUCGCAGUGCACCUGAUCAUAACUGA
Molecule: messenger RNA, 198 nt
Organism: Brugia malayi
Lineage: Eukaryota; Metazoa; Nematoda; Chromadorea; Rhabditida; Onchocercidae
Gene: Bm388
Exons: 3
Coding region: 1-198 (65 amino acids)
Source: RefSeq, a predicted model, not a curated record